Molecule: messenger RNA, 2708 nt
Organism: Microbotryum saponariae
Lineage: Eukaryota; Fungi; Basidiomycota; Microbotryomycetes; Microbotryales; Microbotryaceae
Source: the annotation of a GenBank genome assembly
AUGCCCCGGGUCGAUGUCCUCGAGGACUUGGUUCCCUCCAAAGCUCGCUUGGAGGCUCUUUUCCAUCCUCGACCAUUCCUCUUCGGGAUCAUCGUCGCAAGCGCGACUGGACAUGGCCUCGGAUUGACACCGCCUGGCAUAGAGUUCGGCGCGAUGAAAUUCGAGCAAGGACUGGCGUUCGUUCAUGCGGCGUCGUUUCUCGGCAAAGUAUUCGUAGCUCGGUUGCGAGGUGAGGUCGUCCAUGCGAGCGAGUUCGUCCUCUUCUUCCUCUUCUGGAUCUUCUCCCGGUGGUGAUUCGUCGUCAGACUGCCACUCGUGAUCGUCAUCGGCCGGGUCGGGGGCGCGAAUCUGAUCAUCGAUCUUGUUCUUGACUUUGAGGUCGGUCUGGUAUACCCCACACAACCUCGGUUCCAAGGCAAAGGCGCCAUUCUUGAUCCUCCGCAACAUGCCCCGGUCCUGCACGAUCUGCAUCGUUUCCAAAUCGAUAAUGUCGUCGUCUUCCUCUGGGAUCGCUCGACUGGAGCCGAUGUGGGUGUUGUAGAGCGCCGAAACGGAGGACCGGGUCGAAUGCGCGUGGGGGUGGUGGUCGCUCGAUCGGGGCCGGGUCAGGGUCGUGUGGCGGUGUUCGAUGUCGAGCCAUGUUUGGCGCAUGCGACGAAUGACGUGCUUGUGCGCUUGUUUGUGCAGGUCCGAUUCGACUUGUUCCCUGGUAUUUGAGCGGGGUGGGGGAGAGGGCAAGGCUCAGCUUCAUCUCGUGUGGAGGUGUGUGGGUGUGAUCGGCUGCGCGAGAUGGCGACUGACAAUGACCAGUCACUGAACGAACGAGCCGAGAUGUUGAUGGGUGCGUUCGCCUUUGCGUUCGCCUUUGUGUUCGCCUUUGCGUUGUCUACGCUGCCGCUCUGCUGCGGUUGUCUCUGCGCGACCGCGGCGGAGGUGAUGAUCGCUGCCCCCGACGCCGACCGCCGGGUCGAGUCGCGUCGUACUACAUCGUCGUCGUCGUGCGCUCGUGAGGCUCGCGGCCUUUCAUCAGCAUCAGCGUAGCGGAUGAUCACCGGUCGGAUCGACAUCGUUGUUGCUGAUCGGGCCCUAGCUCCUCGGCGGCGGCGACAUUGGGAUUGGGCGGCGGUUGGCAAUGCGUUCUCGCGACAGAGAGUAUCAGUGCUCGGUCAGAGCUUCAGCGAGGCAACACAAACGCGUCGGCACGCGUCGUUUGUAAUCGCAAUUUCCCAACUCGCGCGUCGGGCGCUAUAAUGCUCAGCGCUCAGUUCAGGCCGUCCCCAGAUAUGAUGGAGCGCUUACGAGCACGCCUCAGUUUAUAAUCGGAAUUGCAAGCGGCGUCAGUUCUCGGCGUCCCAGAAAGCGGAGCGCUUACGAACCAAGUUGCUGGCUCCGUCCAUCUCGAGCAUCCUGCCUCGAUCAGCAUCGUGCCUUCCGUGUUCGAGCUCGCUUCCGCUGCCUGGUCUGUCGCACGUGGGGUGUGCAUUCCCGUUCGCCUUCUCUUCGCCCACCGUGGCUUCCCCACCGCUCCCCUCCUCCCGGGCGACAACGUCCAACUCGGUGCCAUCGACUGAUCCCCAUCCCCGCCCCAGCUUGUCAUCGCCCUCCCCUUCCUCAGCGUCCUCAAUAAGUCGUCUCGAACUGCUCGCCUCCCUCGACGCCAUCAUCUGGAUCCUCUUUGUGCAUUCCUACCUCGUGUCACCCUCCCAUCGUACGUUGCCCCUACCCUACCUCUCCAACCGAACGAACCAGCUCACCCCACGCUCCCCCCUCUCACCCUCUCUCUCUCUCUCUCUCUCCCUUUCUGUCCGACAGUCCUCACCUUCCUCCUGCGUCUCUUCUCCCACAUCCAAUUCUCCUCCUCGCGCAAGAUACACCCUGCCCGUUCCUUACGCCACCUCCUCACCGUCUGGUUCUUCGUCAAUGCUUCUUCGGUGAUCGUCCACGCUUGGCAAGGUAGUCGAGGCACGAAAGGCACCAAAAGAUGGAGUUCGACCGGACUGAUCGUCGAUUUCGUAGGACAAGGUAAAUCAAACUUUGAACUAUGCGAGGUGUUUUCUUUUGAAGUUACAUCCCACUAAAAGAAAGGACCCUGCGUUGCGUUGCGUUGCGUUGAAACUUCUUUGUUUCAUCCAGCUAUCACCCCUUCGAAAUCGCACCUCGUUUUACUCGACCUCCUCAUCGCCCUCUCCCAAUUCGUACUCAUCAUACUCGUUUUCGCCGACCCCGAUUGGCGCAGUGCGGUCGAACGAACGGAGGAGAAUGAAGAAAUUGGCAGGGAUUAUACGGCUUUGUUGGGCGAGGAAUGGGCCGAGAACGUUCAAGCGGACGGAGAGGGGUUGGAAGAGGAGCAGCAGCAGGGGGAAGGUGGGUUCGGUCGUCUCUAGGGGAGUGUAGGGCGCUUCCAGAAGAAAAGGCUUACCUUUCUCGAUGUUCCGUCCCCCCUCCUCACAGAUCUUACAUCAUCUACAAUACGGCGUCGUCGUAGAAGGCGAAGAAAAAGGCGCACCCAUCACUCCUCGGACAGCUCAAAAUAUUCCUCCCUCCCCACUACUCUUCCCCACUCAAGACCCAGUCCUAGGACCUUUGAUUCCCCCAUGUUCGAAAUCAACCUGCAGAACCUUGUCGAGGAAUUGAGGAGGUCGAACAAGGUGGAUAGGGAAGAGGAGGAGGAAGACGGCUUGGUCGAUUUGGAGGAGGGGAGGGGGUAG